AGAAUUUCGUCAGUGAUUCACGAGUUUCAUAUUUACAGCAUUAAGCGUGGAAACCCCUCCAGCACCGUGACAAACAGCUGCAAUGUGACAAGGUGGAGUGACAUCCUUUUCCCUACUGGAGAGCUCAAUCAUAUCCUGCAACUUCCACAGAUAAACUUCAAACUGGAGCCAGUUUGCACCGCGGAGUCUCGCGAUAAAACUGAUAGCGUGAUUUAGUUUAGAACUCUUGAGUCCUAAGGUAAAGCGGCGUCCUGAGAAAUCUGGAUCAAGACGCGGAUAAAGGCGGAUGCAGGAUCCAGUGGGCGCUUUAAACCCGUCACAGUGCUUUAUUUUGUAUUAUUUCGGAACUUUAUUCUGCAGCUGGUUCCGGAUCCGUGUCACAGCUGACCUACUUUCCGUCUUGCGGAAGUUACCAAACACAAACAGAAGGAGUUUAAAAGGUGACUCGCUUGAGAUUGAGCGCUUUGUGCGCAGCGGUGAGAGUGGCUGGAACACCUGCACAGGUAAAUAGAGUCCCGGCCAUGGCUGCAGCGGCGGGGUCCGGUUCCGUUUCCAGGGGUCUCCGGGCCAUGUUCUUCAUGCUCACUCCAAACGAAUCCUCCUUUGAGAAAGUGGAGGACGUACCUCAGUAUGUUCAGCAGGCCACGCCGUACUUUGUGGGACUGAUGCUGCUGGAGCUGGCGGUGGGUGCGCUGAUGACAGGAACCCCUGUAGUUACGCUGAGUGACGGUCUCACCUCCCUUUCAGCUGGGAUGAUCUCCAGACUCCCGCUGCUGGCGAUGAGAGGCUGUGAGCUGUCGGCUUACCUGUAUGUGUGGGACCACUUCCGCCUGCUGGAGCUGCCCUGGGACUCUGCAUGGACCUGGUGGCUCACCUUCCUCGGAGUGGACUUCUGCUACUACUGGGUCCAUCGCUUUGCUCACGAGGUGGCCAUCCUCUGGGCUGCUCACCAGGUUCACCACAGUUCAGAGUACUACAAUCUGACCACGGCGCUCAGACAGUCGCUCACCCAGCAGUUUACCUCUUGGAUCUUCUACCUUCCCAUGGCUCUCGCUGUUCCUCCCUCUGCCUUUGCUGUUCACAUACAGUUAAACCUUCUCUACCAGUUCUGGAUCCACACUGAGGUAAUCAGAGACCUCGGACCUCUAGAGUGGAUCUUCAACACGCCCAAACAUCACCGAGUUCAUCAUGGAAGAAACCUUUACUGCAUUGACAAGAACUAUGGAGGGAUUCUCAUUAUCUGGGACCGAUUGUUCGGUACGUUUGCUGCAGAGUCAGAUAAAGUCGUAUACGGCCUGGUGUUUCCCAUCAAGACGUUUGAGAUCCUCUACGUUCAGUUGCACUACUAUGUAUAUUUAUGGAAAAGAUCCAGCACUUACAAAACCGUCAGUGACAAGAUGUCAACUUUCAUCAAAGGGCCGAGCUGGAAACCCGGUAAACGUCGUCUCGGGGACCACGACGACAAUCCCAAGGUAACUGGAAAUGAAAUACCUCAUGGUCCCAAAUGGUCGCUGACAUUUCAAGUCUAUGUGGGCUUACAUUUCCUGCUGGUGCUUUGGACUUACCACGAGUUGUUUGAAAGCAAAAUGGUGCUGUCUCAGUUAACAAUUUUUGGGAUGACCUGCUACGUUUUGCUUACCCUCACCUCCCUGGGCUUCAUCAUUGAGCAAAGGCCAUCAUCGGCCACCUUGGAGACGAUUCGCUGCGUUGUCAUGGUAACGCUGAUGCGGUACAGCUACCUGAGGUCCCCCUUGCCUUUACUCUCCGUCCCCACUGAGGCCUUUGUCUCCCUCUCGCUGCUGUACUGGGCCCUGCAGAGCUUCUCCCAGCUGCUUGGCAUCAAGAAGAAAGACGACUGAGACACCAACAAGAUCCAGGAAGAACGAAGACGUCUGGAUCCAAAGGAUUUCAUCUUAGCAUGUUUUGAUCUAUCAAUCUAUUAAGUUGUAGUUUAUUAGAAAAAAGAAACAGAAUUGGUGCAGCUUCUGCUUGAUUUUAACCUUUUAAUGCACAGCUGCUUCAAGCUUGUUUAUAACAAAAGCUUAAUUAUGCAAAUGAGCCAUUAACAAAGAGAAAAUAGGCUGAUAGUUUUGUGAAAACGUUAUUCAUUUUUAGGAGGAUUGUGUUUAAAAUGUCACUGCCAUCAUAGGUGCUGCAGUCCACAGUGAAGGACCAAUUGUAAUAUUUCCAGAUGAGGCACAAAACAACAUAUACCUCUUAUCAGAUGAGGUCUGUUCAUAGUGAAGCUGGUGAUUUCAAAGCUAAAACAGAAUUAAUUCUCAACAAUGUACAGCCUGUUUUCCAUUUCUCAUUGAAAUAAAAGUACUUAAAUUC
Molecule: messenger RNA, 2334 nt
Organism: Gambusia affinis (western mosquitofish)
Lineage: Eukaryota; Metazoa; Chordata; Actinopteri; Cyprinodontiformes; Poeciliidae
Gene: agmo
Product: alkylglycerol monooxygenase
Exons: 13
Coding region: 522-1859 (445 amino acids)
Biological process (GO): lipid biosynthetic process
Cellular component (GO): endoplasmic reticulum
Molecular function (GO): oxidoreductase activity; iron ion binding
Source: RefSeq, a predicted model, not a curated record